Molecule: messenger RNA, 2736 nt
Organism: Mytilus californianus (California mussel)
Lineage: Eukaryota; Metazoa; Mollusca; Bivalvia; Mytilida; Mytilidae
Product: golgin subfamily A member 6-like protein 22
Exons: 26
Coding region: 226-2736 (836 amino acids)
Source: RefSeq, a predicted model, not a curated record
GGAUAUAUAAAACGUUCAAACAUUCAUUACAGGUUGGGAAAUCCAAUAAUUUUCAAACCACUCCCUUCCAAGAAAUCAGUUAAUUUGCAAAAAGUAUACUUUGGUUUUAUAGACAUUACUUUAUUCCAAGAGUUCUCCUCUUUUGUGAAUAUAUAAGAACACAUCUUUCAAUAAACCUAAUAAGCAUUGGGACACGGAUAGGAGCAAUACUGUGUUGAACCAUUUAUGAUUUACUUAUUUUCGAGGAAACAUUACAAAACCAUGGCACAAACUGUCAGCCUAGUAUUACCUCCAACCGACGAGACAUCAGCGGUCAAUUGCAACUUAUGUGAGAAUACAGGAGAGUUGUUCUGUACAGAAUGUCCGUCUGCGUUAGGCAAACCAUGCCGAGAUGAACCCGAUGGAUUGUUGUCUUUGUUAACCAAUCAAGAAGAGUCGAAUGAGAAGGAAAGGGGAAUAGAGAAUUUAACUGAAGAAAAUGAUGCUCUUAAACAGCGCAUACGUGAAUUGGAAACUAUGUUAACGAAUCAAGAAGAAGCGGUAGAGAAACAGAGAAGAAUAGAUAAAUUAACCGAAGAAUAUGAUGCUCUUCAACAACACUUGAGCGAACUGAACACUAUUUACAGAACAAAGGAUAAUGCGCACGAAUCAGAACUGAAAGCACAAAAGGAAGACCAGGAACAAAAAAUACGUGGGCUUGAAGAAAAAGUAUACGAACUCGAAAACAGGUUAACGAAUCAAGAAGAAGCGGUAGAGAAACAGAGAAGAAUAGAUAAAUUAACCGAAGAAUAUGAUGCUCUUCAACAACACUUGAGCGAACUGAACACUAUUUACAGAACAAAGGAUAAUGCACAUGAAUCAGAACUGAAAACACAAAAGAAAGACCUGGAACAGAAAAUACAACGGCUUGAAGAAAAAGUAAAUGAACUCGAAAACAGGCUUUUAGGUACAACAGAAAAGCAUCAACAAGUAGUGCGUAGACUGACCAAAGAACUUGACAACACUCGUUACAGAACAAAGGAUAAUGCGCACGAAUCAGAACUGAAAGCACAAAAGGAAGACCAGGAACAAAAAAUACGUGGGCUUGAAGAAAAAGUAUACGAACUCGAAAACAGGUUAACGAAUCAAGAAGAAGCGGUAGAGAAACAGAGAAGAAUAGAUAAAUUAACCGAAGAAUAUGAUGCUCUUCAACAACACUUGAGCGAACUGAACACUAUUUACAGAACAAAGGAUAAUGCGCACGAAUCAGAACUGAAAGCACAAAAGGAAGACCAGGAACAAAAAAUACAUGGGCUUGAAGAAAAAGUAUACGAACUCGAAAACAGGUUAACGAAUCAAGAAGAAGCGGUAGAGAAACAGAGAAGAAUAGAUAAAUUAACCGAAGAAUAUGAUGCUCUUCAACAACACUUGAGCGAACUGAACACUAUUUACAGAACAAAGGAUAAUGCGCACGAAUCAGAACUGAAAGCACAAAAGGAAGACCAGGAACAAAAAAUACGUGGGCUUGAAGAAAAAGUAUACGAACUCGAAAACAGGUUAACGAAUCAAGAAGAAGCGGUAGAGAAACAGAGAAAAAUAGAUAAAUUAACUGAGGAAUAUGAUGCUCUUCAACAACACUUGAGCGAACUGAACACUAUUUACAGAACAAAGGAUAAUGCACAUGAAUCAGAACUGAAAACACAAAAGAAAGACCUGGAACAGAAAAUACAACGGCUUGAAGAAAAAGUAAAUGAACUCGAAAACAGGCUUUUAGGUACAACAGAAAAGCAUCAACAAGUAGUGCGUAGACUGACCAAAGAACUUGACAACACUCGUUACAGAACAAAGGAUAAUGCGCACGAAUCAGAACUGAAAGCACAAAAGGAAGACCAGGAACAAAAAAUACGUGGGCUUGAAGAAAAAGUAUACGAACUCGAAAACAGGUUAACGAAUCAAGAAGAAGCGGUAGAGAAACAGAGAAGAAUAGAUAAAUUAACCGAAGAAUAUGAUGCUCUUCAACAACACUUGAGCGAACUGAACACUAUUUACAGAACAAAGGAUAAUGCGCACGAAUCAGAACUGAAAGCACAAAAGGAAGACCAGGAACAAAAAAUACAUGGGCUUGAAGAAAAAGUAUACGAACUCGAAAACAGGUUAACGAAUCAAGAAGAAGCGGUAGAGAAACAGAGAAAAAUAGAUAAAUUAACUGAGGAAUAUGAUGCUCUUCAACAACACUUGAGCGAACUGAACACUAUUUACAGAACAAAGGAUAAUGCACAUGAAUCAGAACUGAAAACACAAAAGAAAGACCUGGAACAGAAAAUACAACGGCUUGAAGAAAAAGUAAAUGAACUCGAAAACAGGCUUUUAGGUACAACAGAAAAGCAUCAACAAGUAGUGCGUAGACUGACCCAAGAACUUGACAACACUCGAGUUGUUUCCUGUAAGAAACGUGAUUUUAAACUGGACUUGCAAAACCAUCGCAUUUCCAUAGUUGAACAAUCGCUAGAGAACAAAAUAAGAGAGAUUGACGAUAAUCAGCAAAAAAUGAAAAAAGUCGACAUGAUGAAAGAAACGUUAGAGAGGAAGACAAAAAAUUAUGAGAACAAAAUUCUAACAGCCAACAAGAAGAUAGAAACGUAUGAGAAGGAGAUUGAAGGUUAUCGGAAGCCGAUUGAAUGCAGCUACUUAUGCACGUCUUGCUCCAGCUAUAUUGAAAAAAGAAGCUUUCCACAAGGACAAGCACCUCUUCCGUAA